GAUGCAAUCAGGCAAAGGGGGUAAUGGCGACUGUGUUGUGAGGGUAAAUUUAUCCUUCGGAUCUUCUUAUUUCAAGUUCAUUUUGUUCAGUCUUGAAGACAGGUGUUCCUUUUACAUCAGAUCGUCAACUGGAAGGUUGUGUCGCAUUACUACUUCAGUUUUAUGUAGUUACGAUUGUGGAUGCUAGUUGUCAGGUGUUCUAAUUUGAGUACUGUAAUGAAGUGGAGAAACACUUUUUAAAGAUAUCCAUUAGAGUUUACUUUCACUUCAUUAAAAAUUUCGUCCAUGGUCCAAAGGAUGGCGAAAGACGAAGUGGACGAUUUGUUGCCAGACAAGGAUGCUGCCAAGGAGUUUUAUGCAAGAUAUGAACCUAAAGAGAUCCUUGGAAGGGGUAUAAGCUCCACAGUACGUCGUUGUAUUGAAAAAGAAACAGGCAUAGAAUUCGCAGCUAAGAUUAUUGACUUGAGUAACGAUUCACAUGAUGGUGGUGGUGAUGGGAAAACAAUGCUUGAAGCAACUAUAGAAGAAGUCAAGAUUCUUCGAUUAGUUGCUGGACACCCCUAUAUAAUUGAAAUGCACGAUGUCUUUGAGUCCAGUACAUUCAUAUUCCUUGUAUUUGAGCUCUGUAAGAAUGGAGAAUUGUUUGACUACCUGACUACUGUUGUUACACUAUCAGAAAAGAAAACUAGAUACAUAAUGAGACAACUCUUUGAAGCUUUGAAAUAUGUCCAUAGUAAAAACAUUGUUCAUCGAGAUCUGAAACCUGAAAACAUCCUGUUGGAUGACAAUUUAAACAUUAAACUGACAGACUUUGGGUUUGCUCGGGUAUUGCAACCUGGGAUGAAGUUGACAGAACUUUGUGGCACCCCUGGAUAUAUUUCACCUGAAAUGAUAAAUACAGCUAUGUAUGAGAACCAAGACGACGCAGAAGGUUAUGACUUAGCUAUUGAUCUGUGGGCCUGUGGUGUGAUCAUGUACACAUUACUUGUUGGGUGUCCACCAUUCUGGCACAGGAAGCAAAUGGUCAUGCUGAGGAAUAUUAUGGAAGGAAAAUAUUCCUUCACAUCACCUGAAUGGGCUGAUAUAUCAGAGCCCCCAAAGGACCUGAUAAGGAAACUCCUUGUUGUCGAUCCAAAGAAAAGGAUUUCUAUUGAUGAAGCUCUGGAGCAUCCAUUCUUCCAUGUCAUGUUGUGGGACCAGGACAUCGCACCACUCAAACGCAGUCUCUCCACUUCCUCGCGCCGUCUUAGUCGCAUCUCCGAGAUGGCUUUGGCCUUGAAAGCAAGUGCUUUUAAUGCAAGAAAGAAAUUCCAAUUUGUCAUCUUGGUGGUUCGUGCUGCUAUCCGCAUCAAACGACUGCGUUUCACUCCAGAGCCACUUUCUAUUGGAGUCGCAAGAGUGGACCCCUAUCGCAUUAAAAUUCUCAGAAAGGUCAUUGAUGGCUGUGCAUUCCGUGUGUAUGGUCAUUGGGUCAAGAAGGGCGAAGGUCAAAACAGAGCAGCUCUUUUUGAAAAUACACCAAAGACUGAGUUGAAGCACAUGUAUGUAAGUCAUCUUAGUCGAUAAGGGCUUCAAAAUAUGGUGCAGUUAUUUGCCAACUUGAUUCUUAGUACAGUGGUUAGUCUAGAAUUAUGACUGUGUUGGUAUUGCAUCAACUGUGAUCAAGGGCAGGAUUUUUAUUCCAGCCAAAUAUUGGAUUAUUACUUGUGCUGUUCCACAUGUUCUCUUAAACCUCUCCAUACAUAUGUAUACUAAAAACAUUUUGGUCUUUCCCUUUAGUGUUCUUAACAACACGUGCAAAUUUACUAUUUUAACAGAAGCUUUUGAUUGACUGCUCAAUCUCAGUUUAUCUUAAAGCUGCCUCUAUAUAUUUUUGACUCAUUCAUUAACAUGAAAUUUUGUGUUGCUUGCAAACCAGAGCCACAGUUUUUUUGCUAUUGUCCUUUAAAUUUUGAGUGCAACUUUGUGAUACAGAAGCCAGCUGUGACCUCACAAUUAAGGAAGCACAUCUUUGCAGUAUUUGAAGAACCUUUGUCUUUCUGAAAUUGAGGUGCAGGCGAGGAUGUGAAUUCAUGUAAUACCAUACUUCCAAUAUUAUUCUUGUGUGAGUCAGCUCUCUUCCUGUUUUAUUUAAUUAGUUCUUUUUCCCUUAUCAAAAGUAUCAUUUAUGCUGCCAACUGAACUACAGCUUUAUUGUAGAGUCAUUUAAAGACGAAAAUGGUGCUCUCAGCAAGGGUGCAUGCAAAAAAGUGUAACUUGAGGUCCUAUAGGCGAGCCCCAUGUGUGUGCCACAGUUGAUUUGUGCCUUUUCAGACAACUUGUUAUGUGAUAUACAUCCAAAUAUACUUUAUUUGUUUUGAAGGAUAUAGUACAAAGUGGGUGCUGUUGGGUCUGUAUGCUUUGGCCUUUUAGUUGCUCUUGUAAGUUAAUAUCUACUGCUUGUCUAAAGCAUUGAAGUUAUUUAACUUGGAGGUAAUCUUUCCUCAAAAAUUCUUUUCUUAGAAACAGUGUUUACCAUAAGUUGCAGUGGUUCCAAUGUCUUUGUUUACUUAUCAUUAUGUCUCUGCAUAGCUUGAUAUUGCUCCGUUAUAAUCAUUAGCUAUUUAAAUGUUAUGCUACAUUUCAUUGCAUGUUUUGUCGUACUUACAGAAUAACUGCUCCAAUUUAACUUGUAAUUUUUGGUUCUAUCAUUUGGUCUGCAUUAAGGUUCACAGCCUCAAAGGAAUUACAAAAGCAGCCUGCUUGUUUCUAAUCAGUCAAAGAAGAUAUUUAUUUUUGCUUUUUUAAAUGGGGAAAUGUUUAAUUUUUUAUGUGCUCCUUGAUAGCAAGUUAACAAAGAGCAAGAAAGAUGUAUCAACCUCAGAUGAGUUGCAGUACCCUUUUGUAGGUGAUCUGUUCUUUGGUAACUUCUGUUACUCAGUUCCUUUAGUUUGAAUUCCUAGGUUAAUCGUUAAUGGGAGUGAAGUUCUUUCUUUUUAGUAGACAAUUUUAUUUAAGUCAAGAAUUUUCUCUCACCUUGCACAUAGAAGUAUUUUAUAAGGAUUGCUUUACCAUAACUCUCUGAAGUAAGCUUCACUAGUUGCGUUCUGAGAUGGUUAUUUCAUUUAUUUGCAAAUGCUAAAUUCAAUCGGAAUGUCUCUUUUGGGUAGCAUCAAUUCCAUGCUGUUGUUUGAGGAAUUUACCAAUUGGUUAUAAUUUGAGUAAGAGGCCUGGUUGUAUGUUUUGGGAAGAUGCAGGUAGAUGGCUGAUGUGAACAAACCAAUUUUACCAUAAAAUUAUUUUAUUUUUCAGACCAAGUGACCAUUAUGUUUAUUUUGCCCUAUUAUUAUUAUUAUUAUUUAUCUUGGCUUUCUAAGCGAACUCAAUCCUUAGUUACCUUAAAGCAAACUCCUAAUAGACGUUUUUUUAAAAUGUGUUCUUUUUUUAAAAUUUAAAGCAUUUUGGAGAUCUCUGAGACCAAUGGAGGACCAAUAUGUCUACUAUAAUCUGUUAUGUAUUUGAAAUUAGGAGUCUCCAUUCAAGCUUGAAUAUAAUACUUGGAGCAUUUGUCAAAAAUAGAAAACUUUUCCUUAACCAUACUGUUUUGUUCAUGCAAAUUUUCAAACUUGAACACAUCUCAUCAUUCUCUGUUUGUAAUGGUUCUCUCCCGGAAUGUAUGGAUUGUGCUCUGUUUUGUUCCUUCUGAAAGGUGAAUAAAUGUGUUAAGUAUUACAUGAGACCUCACUUUGAGGUGAUGUAAAUAAGAAGAAAAUUUAAUUUUUGUGUUAUAUUUUUGAAAAAUAAAUUUAAAGAUUUAGCCCUCCUAUGUUUGGAGUUCUCUGUAAGUCAAGUAACCAUAUUGUGAUUGUUGAUAUUGUUAAUAAAGAGUGUUUUCAAA
Thrips palmi is the source of this 3877-nucleotide messenger RNA. RefSeq names its product phosphorylase b kinase gamma catalytic chain, skeletal muscle/heart isoform (gene PhKgamma). Bases 286 to 1566 code for a protein of 426 amino acids. Gene Ontology annotation, molecular function: calmodulin binding; ATP binding; phosphorylase kinase activity. The record is from RefSeq and is a predicted model, not a curated record. NCBI's taxonomy places the organism in Eukaryota, Metazoa, Arthropoda, Insecta, Thysanoptera, Thripidae. Gene Ontology annotation, cellular component: phosphorylase kinase complex. Gene Ontology annotation, biological process: protein phosphorylation; glycogen biosynthetic process. The transcript is spliced from 11 exons.